AAGUUGGUUUAAAAAUCGUUUCACGCGCAAUACAGUACUUCUAUGUAUAUGUUAGGGUCAUUGAAACUUGAAAGAACGAGAUUAAAAUUGCAUGAGCGUUAAACGAAACAGUGAUUGAGUGGAUAAUUACCGGUUAUUUUCAAAUGAAGUGGAUAAUUAUCGGAACGCGUGCUUCAAAAGUCCCGUUGACGCAAGGAAGGCGGAGAUAGACUCGGAUCACUUCCGGGAUGGCUGUCUGUUUUGCUAGCGCGAGCGCCUCGCUUCGACGUGUGAACUAGGCAAAAGGAGGAGAAAGGAGAAGGGCUUGAUUAGAGCUUCCGACGGGGAAGUGAAAUGAUAACAUGAAGCAUCUGCUGUAAAUAUAUUUUGCGUGGUUUUGUUGCCUCACGAUGCCGUCUCAGCGCGUCUUCGCCCUGCCGAGGCAGCAAUCUCUGCUCCUACCUGCCGUCAUCAACCCGUUUGUGCAGGACACCCAGCUCUCCAGGGCCACCAUCAUAAAAUGUGUCCUCCAGGGAAUCGUCCUGGUCCCCCUUCGAGCCAUCCUCAUCUCAUUGGUCCUUAUGGUGACCUGGCCAGUGGCUGUCAUCAUCACCUUCAAACAUCCUCUGAAGGGAGCAGUGGCACCAAUGACAGGGUGGAGAAGGCUCUUGUGUCAGAGUGUGAUGGCCACCCUGGGGAGAGCCUACUACUUCUGCAUGGGCUUCCGGGUGGUGGUGAAGGGCAAGCAGGUGGGCAGCGGCGAGGCCCCCAUUCUGGCUGUGGCCCCCCACUCCACUUUCUUUGACGGUAUCGUGUGCAUUGUGGCCGGCCUGCCCUCCACAGUGUCCCGUGUGGAGAACCUGGCCACACCCAUAUUUGGCAGGUUCGUCCGCUGCCUCCAGCCAGUGCUGGUAUCCAGAAAAGACCCUGACUCAAGGAAGAACACCAUUCAAGAGAUUGUCGGGAGAGCCAAGUCUGGAGGCCUGUGGCCACAGGUUUUGAUAUUUCCUGAGGGAACGUGUACAAAUCGCUCGUGUCUCAUCACAUUCAAACAAGGUGCCUUUAUUCCAGGCGUACCUGUGCAGCCUGUGAUUCUGAGAUAUCCCAAUAAAAUAGAUACAGUCACGUGGACCUGGCAAGGUUUCAGUUCAAGGACCCUACUGCUUCUUACGCUGUGUCAAAUGUACACCACUGUGGAGAUUGAGUUUCUGCCGCCUCACAUCCCCACAGAGGAGGAGAAGAAAAGUCCUGCUUUGCUUGCCAGCAAAGUGCGAGACAUCAUGGCCAAGGCAUUGGGUGUCCCCGUGACGGACCACACGUACGAAGACUGCCGUCUGAUGAUCUCUGCCGGCGAGUUGACACUGCCAAUGGAGGCCGGCCUGGUUGAAUUCACUAAAAUCAGUCGUAAACUCAAUAUCAAGUGGGACAACGUGAGGAAGGAGUUGGAUGGUUUUGCAGCCAUGGCCAGCUCCUGUCGAGGGGGACGCAUCACCAUCAAGGAGUUUGCCAGUUUUCUCAAGCUCCCCAUCAACCCUGCCCUGGAGGAGCUCUUUGCACUCUUUGACAGGAAUGGCGACGGCACCAUAGAUUUCAGAGAGUACGUCAUCGGAGUAACCAUCUUGUGUCGACCUGCUAACACUGAAGACGUACUGCACAUGGCUUUCCGGCUGUUCGACACUGACGAGGAUGAGAAAAUCACCCGGGAGGAGUUCACUGCCCUGCUCCGUUCAGCUUUGGGUGUCUCCGAUCUCAACAUGGUCAAACUUUUCAAGGAAAUCGAUGCAGACAGCUCGGGUUUUAUUACAUUCGGUGAGUUUCAAGCCUUCGCCAUGACCCAUCCGGAGUACGCCAAGCUCUUCACAACCUAUCUGGAGCUCCAGCGGUACCAGGCCAUUCAGGAGGCGUCACCCGGGGAUCUUGAGCUAAGCGGAUCUGGAGAGAAUCAGGAAGACAGCACCUCGGACAAGAAGGAUGACUAACUGAAUCUGUGGUCCACUCUCUUUUGUUUUGGUUAUGUUGCUUGCCUUUUUUUAUGGACAUUAAAACAAUGUUUUUAUUUCCAGUCUUAGUAGUUAGUGCCUUAUGGGGCAGACACACUAUCGUCACGCUUUGGAGCACCUGUCAAAGUUACUGCUUGCUCACAAUUUUCCUCUUGUGCUUUGUUUUGACCCAAUUGACCUUUUUUUCCAAUGGCAAAUCUGAGGGAUAGGACGGCACACUGCUUUUAGAAUUAUACCCGCUGAAGGCCAUUACACUGCAGCACCGCAACGUGAAGUUUGGUACUAAAUAAGACAGGAAGUCUCCAAUUUUCAUUCCAAGGCAUCAUUUUGGUGUCGUCUUAGCCUUUUUCAAAGGCAAGACAUUUUUAUUUACAGAUUGCACCCAAAAUUAAGUUUUGUUUUUAAAAAUUUAAUCCCGAAGCUAACCUAAUUUGGCAACAUAACAUUUUGUAGGCAUGUUUUGGACAAUAGCCUUUUUUUUUUUUUUUUU
Molecule: messenger RNA, 2469 nt
Organism: Syngnathoides biaculeatus (alligator pipefish)
Lineage: Eukaryota; Metazoa; Chordata; Actinopteri; Syngnathiformes; Syngnathidae
Gene: lpcat2
Product: lysophosphatidylcholine acyltransferase 2
Exons: 14
Coding region: 390-1958 (522 amino acids)
Cellular component (GO): endoplasmic reticulum
Molecular function (GO): calcium ion binding; 1-acylglycerophosphocholine O-acyltransferase activity
Source: RefSeq, a predicted model, not a curated record